Molecule: messenger RNA, 1401 nt
Organism: Prosopis cineraria
Lineage: Eukaryota; Viridiplantae; Streptophyta; Magnoliopsida; Fabales; Fabaceae
Exons: 1
Coding region: 156-1175 (339 amino acids)
Source: RefSeq, a predicted model, not a curated record
GCUCUGUCCCUCUCAGGCGACUUGGAAGAAGAGAAGGCGAAGAACAAAAGAAAGUCUAAGCUCUCUGAUUUUCUGAGUUCAUCUCCACUACGUAAAUCCAAACCGACCUGAAUUUUUUUUCAUCGAAUAAUUUCAAACCCAGAGUCCUCGUUGGGAUGAAAGGAAAAAUUCUCAAGAAGCUCAAAACCAUCCGACCCGUUGAUUAUCUGAAGCAGGAUCGAGUUAUCCAGAUCAAGGCACUCAAUGGAUAUGUCGAAUCUUUCACCAACAGCUCAAGUUUCAACCUUAAGAACCUGUUUGUUUCCCAAGAAAAUGAGCCCAGGAAAGUUGAGGUACGAGAAGCCGAGGUGAUUGAUUUGUCGGACCGCAUGAGAGAUCUUGAAAACGAAUACAUUGACGACAAGGAGAACAUUGGGCCUCCAUGUCUGAGAUCAAAAGAACAAGAUACGUCAAGAUCGUCAAAACCAGCCCCAUUAUCGGAGAUUGACAUCUCGUCUUUCCGGCGACCCGACAUGAACUCGGAUAGCCUAUUCGACCCGCUUUUGCUGGCAGCAUUCGAGCAAGCAGUGCAGGAACAUGUUGAAAUGAGAAAGUCAGCAGAGAAAAUUGAAGAUGUUGAAGAACUAUUUAAAGAAGAAGAAGGAGAAGAAGAAGAAGAAGGAGAAGAACUGCCAUGGAAGCUUCUGGAGGUAUUUGAAGAAAAGUAUCCACCUGGGGGUAAUGACUCUGUAAUUCUCUACACAACAACAUUACGAGGAAUCAGAAAGACAUUUGAGGACUGCAACAAAAUUCGUUUUCUGUUAGACAGCUUUAAGGUUGUUUACAUCGAAAGAGACACAUCAAUGCACAUGAAGUUUAAGGAAGAGCUAUGGCAGAUCCUAGAUGGGAAGACUCUGCCUCCAAGGCUGUUUGUGAAAGGAAGAUACAUAGGAGGAGCAGAAGAAGUUCUAAAUUUGCAUGAACAAGGCAGGCUUAAACCACUAUUUGCAGAAAUCCCAGUGAGAAAUUCUAACACUUCAUGUGAAGGAUGUGAUGGGGCUCGAUUCAUGAUAUGCUCUAGUUGUAAUGGGAGCCACAAGAUCAUCAUUGAAGAAGAAGAUGAAGAGAAACAGAGCAAUCAAUGUGUGGAUUGUAAUGAGAAUGGUUUGAUUAUCUGUCCCUAUUGCUCCUGCUAGCCGAUGAACAUGUUUAUUGUUAUUCUUGUAUGUAAUUUUUCAUUUCUGAGAAGCUUGGUGAUUAGUAAGAAGAUUCUUUCAAUUAUUCUUUGGCUGGGCGAUGAACUGAUGAUAGAUGGCUGAAGAAGAACAGGCAAGUGGAAUGUCUGAUUCAUUAUUGAGAACCUUAUAUGAUAUUGAUUUGUUAUAUGUAAAAUUAAGAGAUGGCAAUAAAUUAAAGUGUGAU